Messenger RNA from Kalmanozyma brasiliensis GHG001, 1536 nucleotides. Its product is annotated as Velvet factor. Lineage: Eukaryota; Fungi; Basidiomycota; Ustilaginomycetes; Ustilaginales. The transcript has a single exon. Bases 1 to 1536 code for a protein of 511 amino acids. The record is from RefSeq and is a predicted model, not a curated record.
AUGGAUGAUGAUCGGUACUACGACAGAGGUAGCCAGCUUCGCAUCUCUGCUCGUCCUCCUUCCUACCCCGCACCUCGCGGCUAUGAGUCGUCCUACGCCUAUCCGCAGUAUCCAACUCACCAGCAGCCGUACUAUCCGGCACCCUCGCAGCAGCGCGCUGCACCACGCGAUGCCGAGUGGGCCUACGCCUCGUCGUCGCGCUCUCCCCCCGUCGACGUGCCUGGCCCCUCCCGCCAGGCGGUGAGCUACCGACCUCGUCCCGAACCCGUUGCUGCGCCGGCACCCACCCCUGGUCUGCCUUCCCGAUCAGAAUGGCUCGUCCUUCCCUCCGUCUCCCACGCCCUGGGCCAGUACAACGAUCGUCGACGCUCCGACCCGCGCUUCUCUCUCGUCAUCCGUCAACAACCGCGUCGUGGUCUGGCCAUUGGCAACAGCCAAAUGUCCCUCCGCACCGCUCGCUCGGUCCCCAUCGACCCCCCACCCGUCUGCGAGCUCCUCAUCGACCGUUCUGGUGACGAACAGCUGCUUUCCCUCCCCGAAGUGUUCAUCCGCGCCCAACUAGUCCGCGGCGAUGCACCCACCGAAGAGUGUCUCCCUGAUGCACGCCGUAUCGAGCCUCUCGUAGGAGACACCCUGCAAUCGCCCUUCAACUCGCGCAUCGACACGCGCGAGGAUCAGAGCUUUUUCGUCUUCAAGGAGCUCGGUGUGCGCAAUCGCGGCGUGUACCGGCUGAGGUUCGAUCUGUUCGAUCGUGUCGGAGCGAGGGUGUUCAAGAUCGCCAGCGUCUACAGCGACGCAUUCGAGGUGCAGGAGCGAAGGAAGCACCCUGGGUUGGGUGCGAGUAGUGCCUUGAUGGACGCGCUGGUGGAUCGGGGGAUGAAGUACAAGUUGCGCAAGGCGAACGACAAGGCGAACCCGAAGAAGCGCAAGUCUCCGGAAGAUUUCUACUACGGAGACGAACGGGCGAGUCAGGGGAGGAGACAGAGUUAUGCAGGUGGCGAGUACCCGGGGCCUCGGGAGAUGAUUAGGCCGAUAGCGCAGCGCCCCGGGUCGAGCGAACGCGAGGGUGGAUAUGGCGAGAUGCUCCCUCCUCUUCGCGCGCAGGGCCAAAGGCUCUCCCCGACCUUCGCAGCAAAACCACCCCAACUGCCCUCCCUCACACGUCUCGCUCCUCCUCAGCGCAUCUACUCCACCCCCUCCCCGCUUCCACCCCACCCCUCCCUGUUCGACAACCGCACACUCUCCCCCUCCGAGCGACCCGCACUCGAGUUCCGCUCCUCCUCCUCCUCCUCCGUCACCACCACGUCGAGUGCCGAGCGCCUCGCGUCGACACCGACGAGUUCGACAACCGACACGCCGUUCGUCUCCACCUCGGCCGCGAUGGGCCUCGGUCUGCAGGGCAAAAUGAACAACCCAUCCCAGCGAAACGGAUCACCUGCUUCAGCAACGAGUUCGGGUUCCGGUGAGGGUAGACCCACACUACCCCCAAUUUCGAGCCUCUACACCCCUCAGGCUAGACGGCCGUCUGCGUAUUAG